CUCCAGUAUUCCCUUUGCCUUGAAUAUCUCUACUCUUUUUUAUAAUGGCGAUAAACCAGCCCUCGGCGCUCAUGACUCUCCCCCUGCCUAUCAUCGAGCAGAUAGCCAUUCACACAUCUGGCAGGAUUCUAGAUGGAAUGCAAGUCGGCGAUAUAUGCGACCCCCUGAAGUUCCUUUACAGCCACAGCCGCGAGUGGUACCAGGUUCUUCGCAUGCUGUGUAGCCGCUGGGCCACUCUCCUGUUUACUGACCUUGACGUGGAAGACCAGCCGCUAGCCAUCGGCGCGAAUCUACAGGAGCUGGUUGAUCUAAAGCAGCAUGGGUACGUAAGACGGGUGCGGCUGAGGUUCAACUUGUAUCAGCUGUGCCUGGACGAAACGGUUAUCGUAAAGCUGCGCAAGUUCUUCAGUACAGCCGGUAGAAUGUAUAACGUCUGCGAGCUCGAAGUGUGGCCGUGGUGGCGACAGGUGCUAGCCAACAACAGCCCGCACAGCGAGGGUCUGCUGCCGGCAGAGUUUGACGAUGCUAUCCGAGGCAAAAACAUAUCCGACCUGAUGUGCCUUGUGCGCGAAUACAUGCCGCGGGUGUCGAAAAUGAUGAUGUACGGACUGGAGACGAAGUGGGCCAGCGUGCCCAGCUUGAAGCUCAGUGUGGAUGCAAUUGCGCAGCUGUCAAAGAUCGUGCAAUCGCCGCUCAAGCUCAGCACAUAUAAAUACAGUAUCAGCCGGCAGAUUCUGGCGCAGACACAGUCAUGUCUUAGGCAUGUUAAGAUCACAAAGCACACCAAGGGUCAGUGCCACGUUGACCUGAUCCGCAACAACGCCCAGACGCUGGAAAGCAUCUAUAUCGAGAAGGUAACGUUCCACGCCAUGGAGAAGAUUACAUUGUGCCCAGGUUCAUCGAACCAGACGCUUGUUUACCCACAGCUGAAGAGUCUGCGCAUUAUCGCCAGCUCGGGCAAACGCAGCGACAAGAUACGCAAGUUUUUAAUUAGCCCAUUCCCAGAGCUUGAGGAGUUCGAGGUGAAAGGGCAGUUCCCGUUCACCAGUGCACUGUUUCUGAAGGAGAGCCGCAAGAGCCUUCGUGUGCUGAGGCUGGAGGUCGACGAGCCCUUGAUGAUAAUGCUAGAUGAUCUGGGAACCGCCGAGCCGAAUUUUUUCCCAAACCUGGAAUGUAUCUCCAUGAGGCUCCCACUCCGUCAUCGGUACUUGAUGAGAUAUCUACGUGGGCCGCUGUUCACCAAGACAAUGACGAUAAGCAAAAGCCUGAAGGUGGCAAAACUGCAUGAUGUAAUGUGGGUUAAUCCUGAUGUCUUGCUGGCGCCCAAAUGCAUUUGCACAUCCUUGCAGGUUCUGGACAUGACCCACACGUCUAUCAUGUUUAGCCAUGCAGUUCAACUUCUUGGCUCACUGCCUAAUGUGACGCGGGCAGGACUGUCACUAUACAACGACGAAACACACGAGUCAAUGAAGCUGCUGCCGGAAGAGUACAUCGACGAGUGCCGCAAGACUUUGCAGGUGAGCAACAGCAGGCUCCGGAGUUUGGGCAUCUUUGCUAUGAAAUUUCCGACGGUUCUCAAGGGCGGCGAGUACUUACUGCUGAUGGCAGAGCUAAUCCCAAGUCUGCAGCGUGUCUCCUUGCAUCCAGAGAGCAAGAAGGAAAAGAACUACCGGACUAUCUCUCAUCUCCCAAAGCGGCUGAAGCGAAAGAUAUUCCAGGACUCGCGAGCUCAUAAUGUCGAAUAUUUGAUUUCCAGUGAGUGGUAAAUUAUACCCUUUUAGAUACAUAUAUUAGAAUUCAUUCAAACUAAACCUC
This is a messenger RNA of Linderina pennispora, 1815 nucleotides long. RefSeq lists its product as uncharacterized. Bases 45 to 1766 code for a protein of 573 amino acids. Lineage: Eukaryota; Fungi; Kickxellomycota; Kickxellomycetes; Kickxellales; Kickxellaceae. The record is from RefSeq and is a predicted model, not a curated record. The transcript has a single exon.